GCAACAAGGACGCCGUGCGCGGCCACGUCAUGUAAACUGAACGGGGAAGGAGUAGCGUACACCAGGGUAACCAAAAUAGAAGAAGACUGAAACAGCAUUUCUGCGUUGGGAUCUCAGAUUCGUUUGUUACACCUGCGCGUUUUCCAGACCUUCAUCGGCGGGGAACCGACAGAGCAUCUUCAGCGUCUUUAAUCAUAUGGCAAGAUGUCAGAUAUCGGGGACUGGUUUAAAAACAUCCCUUUCAUCACCCGUUACUGGUUUGCUGGCUCAAUUGCUGUUCCGCUAAUAGGAAAGCUGGGAUUAAUCAGUCCUAUGUAUCUUGUGUUAUGGCCGGAGUCAUUCUUUCAUAAAUUCCAGAUAUGGAGACCAUUAUCUGCAACAUUGUAUUUCCCAGUUGGCCCAGGGACAGGUUUUCUCUACUUGGUUAAUUUGUAUUUCCUCUACCAGUACUCCACAAGGCUUGAAACAGGAGCUUUUGAUGGAAGACCAGCAGACUACAUGUUCAUGCUUCUUUUCAACUGGAUUUGCAUUGUUAUAACAGGUUUAAUGAUGGACAUGCAGCUCCUGAUGAUCCCUUUGAUCAUGUCUGUUCUGUAUGUCUGGGCUCAGCUAAAUCGUGACACGGUUGUAUCUUUCUGGUUCGGCACCAGAUUCAAGGCUUGUUAUCUCCCUUGGGUAAUUCUGGGAUUCAACUAUAUCAUUGGUGGCUCUGUUGUCAAUGAGCUGAUUGGGAACUUGGUUGGCCACCUUUACUUCUUUCUGAUGUUCAAAUACCCCAUGGACCUGGGUGGCAGGUCCUUCCUGUCCACCCCGCAGUUCCUAUACCAGAUGUUCCCAAAUCGACGAGGAGGGGUGUCUGGAUUCGGUGUUCCUCCAAGCAGGAGACCUGUACCCCAAGAGCAGGCAGGAGGCGGCGGUGGUGGUGGUGGGCGCCAUAACUGGGGUCAAGGCUUUCGGCUGGGGGACGACUGAAGCCUUUGACUCUUGCAUCAAUGGAUAAAUACAGAAACUUCUAAUAUCAAUGCUGCAGAAUAUGGAUUUUAUGAUUUGGGGUUCAUUUGUGUUGCUUUUCUUCUGACCCACAAGGAAAAGUGACGGGGGCUCUUUCCCAGCGUUACAUGUUUUCCUCUUACUCUCGAUGUCAUAUCACACUGUUAUUGAGUUUCACAGUGUGUACAGAAACUCUGCAAAAAUAUGCGCUGUAGCAGAGUUGGUGUAAUUGUAGGAAAUUCAGGGGACUUUGAUUGUGUUUCCCAUAAUAUGACCACAUCAUUCAACGUAGACAGGCUUCAUGUUUCUUGCUCAGUCAAAUGUAGCUGAUUAAUUUCUCUAUGAACUGUUCAGUGUCAGUUGUCUGUAGCAUGGUUGUUUAGGAAUGGUCAUGGACUUUAAAACUAAUUUUUUUUUUUUUUUUUAUCAACUCAUUUGUCUAAAUUCAUUAGGUUAAAUUUAUCGUAAGUUUUUGUAAGCAUUGCUUAUGCUUUACAUUUGUGAAUUAACUGAAUUACCAAUCAGAAUCAGAACACGCAGAUGAAAGUGCUGUGCAUAUUUCAGUCUGUUUGUUACAUACAUUUAGAUGCAUAUUUCCAUCUGUUUGUUUUAUAAAUUUAGAUGCCAGCCUUGUAGUUCCAUUUACAGUUAAACUGCCAUGCAUUUUUCACACAUUACUGAUGUUCAAACUAAGUUAUCCUGUGAUACAUGCAUACAUACAGUCUGAAAUUUUUCAGAAAGUGAAUGUUUUAAUGACUAGCAAACAAAACCAGAGACUUAAAGAAAAGAGUUUUAUAAUUAUUUGCACACUGAAAGUUAUAUUUAUGGGCUUUCAGUGGUAUCAUAUUUGAUUUAGUAUGCACUAAAUGACACAUUGAUUUAAUAUUAUGUCCCUCAACACAUUGUUUUGAUAAAGGUGCUUUACAAAAUCCCAAUACCUUUGUGUGCAUAUGUUAUAUAAUGGUGUGAUACAGUCACAUUAAAAUUAUACAUGGUGAUUUUGCCAAAAAUCCUUGUCAAAUAAAAUUUACUACUGUUCUAAACUACAAGCUUUACUAAAAUGUUCAGUUUACAUUUCUAAUGCUUCAUUAUUGCCAUUUCUUUGAGUUCUUUUUCAAUUACUGAUGCUACAAAUAAACAGCAACUGUGCUCACUAAUUUGAGUACACUGAUUUCACAGUGUCUUGAGGGACACACUCAGGAUACAGGCGCCUUAAAGUUGCAUUUAAAUUUUGCAGCACCCUGAAUGGCGACUUACUGUAAGAAAAUUAGCAGCUGUUUGAAUUUUUACUCUGGCAAUGCUACCAUUGUGUAAACAAUGAAACUCGGAACAUUCAAUCAUUUGUGUUUUAUUGAAUUACAGCAGACUGGUUCUUAUAAAGAGCAAGCAGGAUUCUUGGUAGCAGUACAGUAUUCCUGAUACAUGUCUGAACAUGACACUAAAGCAGCAGCAGGAAAAAGAAAUACACUUAAGCGAGCUGAAAGCAGUUCACAGCUGAGUAGUGGAAAAAUGGAACUAUGCCUUGGAUACCAGGAAAAGCCAACAUGAUAAGUAUAAUUUUGCAGUUACUGUAAUAUUGCCAAAAAUUAGCCUAUGACUACAAAUAAACAUGUGCUGUGCAUCACUGUA
Megalobrama amblycephala (Wuchang bream) is the source of this 2619-nucleotide messenger RNA. RefSeq names its product derlin 1 (gene derl1). Gene Ontology annotation, biological process: endoplasmic reticulum unfolded protein response. The transcript is spliced from 8 exons. Gene Ontology annotation, cellular component: Hrd1p ubiquitin ligase ERAD-L complex; endoplasmic reticulum membrane. Lineage: Eukaryota; Metazoa; Chordata; Actinopteri; Cypriniformes; Xenocyprididae. Gene Ontology annotation, molecular function: ubiquitin-specific protease binding; misfolded protein binding. Bases 205 to 972 code for a protein of 255 amino acids. The record is from RefSeq and is a predicted model, not a curated record.